Vitis riparia (riverbank grape) is the source of this 1930-nucleotide messenger RNA. Its product is annotated as RNA-binding protein 33-like. The record is from RefSeq and is a predicted model, not a curated record. The transcript has 4 exons. The coding region runs from base 303 to 1718 and encodes 471 amino acids. NCBI's taxonomy places the organism in Eukaryota, Viridiplantae, Streptophyta, Magnoliopsida, Vitales, Vitaceae.
CAAGCAAGGCAUUUGGAAUAUUGGAGUGGACCGUGAAGUGAAGAGGUCGCAAUUUCGCUGUGGGUUCGACCCCAGGUGGUAUGAACCCCUUGAGACUUCACCAAUCAUCAGUGAGAUGUUUCAAAUUGCUACUGAGGAUUUUUGGUGAUCACUGUUGCUUGGUAUGUGUUAUUGGGUGUGUUUGGAAUGCAACUGGAGAGGAGAAUCAGUUCACAGAGUAGAUUCUUAGUAAUAUCAAGCAUUUUAUGAAUUGAGGUGGGACAGCAAGGACUUACUAUUUUCUGUGUGAGAAUAGCAGUUCCAUGGACUGCUUUGAUUCAGCAAAGGCUGCUCAUGAGAAAGUUGGAACAUCCUAUGAUGGAGCUUUGAUUUCUGUGGUUGAUAAAAAGAUGAAGGAGCAUACAGACACUUUCCUGCAUGUUGUGGAUGGUCUAAUCACACGAUUAUCUCAACUGGAGAGCAGAACUCGCAACAUUGAAAGUUAUGUUGAUGAGCUGAAAGCGUCCACUGAAUAUAAUCAUGGGAGAACUAAUGGAAAGCUGAAGCAGUUAGAGAAUACUCUAAGAGAGGUCCAAGGUGGCAUACACGACUUAAGAGAUAAACAAGAAAUAGUGGAGGCUCAGCUGCAGCUUGCUAAGCUUCAAGUGUCCAAAGGUAAGCUGCAAGCAGAGAGCCAAAUCAGUGCUACACAAGCUCAAAUAGUGCAAGGAAUAUCUUCAACCACUCCUCAGCAAACCCACCAACCACUGCUGGUUCCUGUUUCUUGUCAACAACCUCCUCCUGCUCUUCUUUCUAAUGCCUCUCCAUCCCUAAAUCACCAGAAUCCACCACCUCCACCACCACCACCACCACCCCCACCACCACCUGUCUCAGCAGCAGUACAGCUUCCUACACAAGUACCUCAGAACCAAAUUUCCUUUUCACAUCCUGGAUCUUACUACUUGCCACAUCCUUCGGCUCCAGGAACCACACAUCAGCAAUGCCAAAUUCCUCCAGCUCCACAAUCGCAGCUACCGCCUUCAGUACCACAUCAGCCUUACCAACCAGCCCCUCAAUUACAACCCUCACAAUUACUGCAAUUACCACACGUGCCCCCACAUCUUAGUGCAGUUAAUCCCCAAGUCCCUCCAUCAGGCCACCCUCUCAAAGAAAUCCCUUACAUGUCAUCUCAAAGCUACCCUCCAAGCUUCCAUCAACCCCCUUUUAGGCCACCUAGCAGUGUGCCCUCCACCCAACAGUUUUACAAGGGUUCUACUCUGAAGAUGGAUGAAGAACCACCAAGCAGACCGAAUUCAGAGUUUCCCACCGGGUAUGGAACACCACCUGCAUAUGCUCAUUUGAGUGACUUUUAUGCUCGCAGUGGAUCUAAUUCCUACUCCAAUGAUUCAACAAUGAAACCUUUGCAAUUCUCACCUUUGGCUUCCGUCCCAAGUGGUGGAACCAGCUAUACACAACUCCCUACUGCCCAGAUACUACCACAUGCACUGCCCGCUGCCUCCAGUGUGGGUGGUGGGUCAGGUCCAAGUGUGACAGGAAAUAGGAUUUCAAGUGACGAUGUUGUUGACAAAGUUGCAGCAAUGGGAUUUCGAAGAGACUUGGUGAGAGCAACGGUGAGGAAACUAACAGAGAAUGGGCAAUCAGCGGACCUUAAUGUUGUGCUUGAUAAGCUGAUGAAUGAUGGGGAGGAUCAAGCCCAGACAGUUUGGUUUACCCGAUAACUUUGUGUUUCCUCCAAUACUUUGAUUUCACCUGUAUAGUGACCUUCAUACCCUUUGUAUAGGAGAUAGCACAACAUGUUUCUGGAUCUAUGUUGUUUGAUUGAAUGUCCCUUUUGCCACUGCUGUUAGUUGUGAUUGUUGUAUAGUAUAAGAUUGCUAAUGCUGGCAAUAUAUGGUUUUGUCGUCUUUGAUUCCAAAUACUGGUUUACACC